This is a messenger RNA of Stomoxys calcitrans (stable fly), 3241 nucleotides long. RefSeq names its product ubiquilin-1 (gene Ubqn). Gene Ontology annotation, biological process: ubiquitin-dependent protein catabolic process. The record is from RefSeq and is a predicted model, not a curated record. Gene Ontology annotation, molecular function: polyubiquitin modification-dependent protein binding. The transcript has 5 exons. The coding region runs from base 189 to 1766 and encodes 525 amino acids. Lineage: Eukaryota; Metazoa; Arthropoda; Insecta; Diptera; Muscidae. Gene Ontology annotation, cellular component: cytosol.
AGAAUCGAUUAAAAUCGAAAUCGAUUCACUAGAAAUAUUCACAUUAAAUUCACAUUAAAUUAAUACUUACAAAAAAAAUAAAAAAACGGCAAUAUAAAUUAUAGUGAAUCCACCUUUGAGAGACAAAAGGCAGCAGCAAAAAUUGAAAGUGAAAAAAUUGCAGUUGACAUCAAAGAGCAGCGAUCAAAAUGGCCGAAGGUGGAAAUCGAAGAAUUUUGGUUAAUGUAAAAACACCAAAAGAAAAGAAAAUGAUUGAGGUGGACGAAGAUUCUGGAAUAAAGGAUUUCAAGGCCUUGGUGGCUGAAAAAUUUGAAGCCGAACCGGAACAGCUGGUUUUGAUUUUUGCCGGCAAAAUAAUGAAGGAUACCGACACUCUGCAAACACACCACAUCAAGGAUGGCCUUACAGUACAUUUGGUUAUCAAGGCCAAAACUCGCAGCGGCGAACCGGCACAACGUGCUCCAGCCGAUGUGCGCCAGACCCCAUUUGGCCUCAACACUUUGGGUGGUCUCUCCGGUAUGGAGGCCUUGGGUGCUGGCUCCGGUUCCUUCAUGGAUUUGCAGGCCCGCAUGCAAAGUGAGCUCAUGAACAAUGGCGAUAUGUUGCGCACCAUGUUGGAUAAUCCCAUGGUGCAACAAAUGAUGAAUAAUCCCGAUGUUAUGCGUCAGUUGAUCACCUCAAAUCCCCAAAUGCAAGAUUUAAUGCAACGCAAUCCUGAAAUAUCUCAUAUGUUGAAUAAUCCAGAGUUAUUGCGUCAAACUAUGGAAUUGGCCAGGAAUCCUUCUAUGUUGCAAGAAUUAAUGCGCUCCCAUGAUCGUGCUCUUUCAAAUUUGGAAUCGGUACCAGGUGGUUAUAAUGCUUUGCAGCGUAUUUAUCGCGACAUACAAGAGCCAAUGAUGAAUGCUGCUACCGAGUCAUUGUCACGCAAUCCUUUUGCAGGUCUUGUGGACAAUGGAAGUGGCAACAAUCCACAAAUGGGAACCGAAAAUCGUGAACCCUUGCCAAAUCCAUGGGGUGGACGUGGCAAUGCCUCGGGCACUGGUUCUGGCACCACUGCUAACCCAGACUUGCCACCUCGCGGUGUCCUCAAUACGCCAGCUAUGCAAAGUCUUUUGCAACAAAUGUCUGAGAAUCCCUCACUUAUGCAAAAUCUAUUGAAUGCACCCUACACUCGUUCGAUGUUUGAAGCUAUGAACCAGGAUCCCGAUAUGGCUGCACGCCUACUGAGCACCAGUCCCCUGUUGGCCAAUAAUCCUCAAUUGCAGGAACAAGUACGCCAAAUGAUGCCACAGUUUAUGGCACAAAUGCAAAAUCCCGAAGUCAUGAAUAUGCUAUCAAAUCCCGAGGCCAUUAAUGCCAUCAUGCAAAUACAACAGGGCAUGGAACAACUUAGGUCGGCUGCACCCGGUUUGGUGGGCUCUUUGGGUGUACCGCCAGCACCACCAGGCAACACCAAUACAGACACAAACACCACAAAUACCACAACCAAUACAACAGCAUCUGACAGUCGGCCAGCCACAGCACCAGGUGGUGGUCCCAAUGCACAGCUUUUCAAUGAUUUUAUGACUCGCAUGUUGAAUGGUAUGUCGACAACCGCCGAUAACACUCAGCCGCCUGAAGUGCGUUAUCAAUCACAAUUGGAACAAUUGGCCGCCAUGGGCUUUGUUAAUCGUGAAGCAAAUUUGCAAGCAUUGAUUGCCACUUUCGGAGAUAUAAAUGCAGCUGUUGAACGACUGUUAUCGCUAAAUCAAUUGUCCUUAAGUUAACAAACCUAAACCCCCUGCCUCCUCCCCUUGUGUACGUCAGCGUUUUUCUUCAUUCUUAUUUUAUAAAUAUAACUAACUAUAUACAUAUAUAUAUAUAUAUAUACAACUAUAUACUAUAUAAAAAAACAACAACAGAGAGAGAAACAAAAAAUCACACAACAUAUAAACAAAACAAAAUAAUUAUACUUGGCUUGGAUUGAGGUUGAACUCUAAUUUAAAGAAACAAAUUUCCAACAAAAUACAUAGCUCAACAGAAUAAAGACAACAACACCACUAAUCGACGAAAAUGUUGAAAAUUUGAAAACCCUUAAAGCAAAAAAAAAAAAAUAUAUUGUAUAAUUUUAGUUGCAGGCACGCGGUCCCAUUUUUUGGGGAAUUAUUUCAAGGAGGGGUACCAUAGAAAAACUAAAGUUUGGAAUUUUUGCUUUGCUUGUUGGUAUGAAUUUUACUAAUCUAAUUUAAGUAUCGGGUAUUGAUGUUUAGUUUAUAAUCACACCCACACACCCAUAAGAGGGUAUGUAAGUAUAUCGAUAUUUUCCAUCGAUCGAUUCAAAUAGGUCCACAUAACCAAAACCAAUCCCUUAAAAUAUAGUACAUGCUAAGUUGUGUUGUAUAAUUUAUGAUCCCGAUGCCCCCCUACGCCCUCACACACUUCAAACCUUAGGAAGAAGAAGCUAUAUGUAUUCGCCUAAACUAUUCCAAAAACAAUUUGAUUGUUAAGUGCAUACUAUAUAUCCCCCUGUAUAAUCAUAAAAACAGAAUAAUUUUCUAAAAUAAAAACAACAGAAAAAACUGUUUUUCAGUUAAAAAAAAAAGAAAACCCUAAAUGGAACUAUUACACCAGACAUUUUAUUGUCAUUUAAUGUAAUUUUCUUAUUUCGAUGUUUAUUAUUUAAAACAGAAAAACAAAAACAAAAACUUCAUAUAUGAAUUGUUCUACUCUAUAUAUAUAUAUUAUAUUGUAUUUACAUAAAAAUAUGAUUUAAUUGCUUGAGCAAAACAAAUAACUAAAAUUUUGUGUUGGCCCCCAUCCCCUCAGUUUGCUGUUUUUUUUUUUUUUAAAUUUGGUUUUUUUAUUGUCGAGAGCAGUUUUUGGUCUGGAGCUCUGCUGCUUUUUGUAUGACUUAGAAAUGAGAGAAAACAAAACAAAACAAAAAAACUACACUCAAAAGCAGUUGCAAAUUUGUAUUGUACAUAGGCAUAACUAUAACAAAUCGGUAUAAAACAAUAGAGCAAAAAUACUUUUAUUUACUAUAACAAAAUAUUUAGAAAUUUGUGUAGACAACAGACAAGAAGUCAGACAAACAUACCUACAUACAUGGAUGGUGCCACCUGCGUUGCAUAAUGGAAAACAUUGAGAAAAAAAAAGAGCCAGAUUCACAAACAGAAAAAAGGAUUAACUGAAAAAUUCAUUAUAAGUUUAAAUAUAACGGGAUACAAAUAAAGUUUGUUCUUUAUUUUUAAAUUUAAAGAAA